AAGUUUUAUUCUGUAAAUGCGUACCGGAAGUGCGUUCCGUUCGCGCUGACUUUGUUAAAUGUUGUUAUACGUUAGUUUUUGUGUCAUGACUUUGGCUCCGAGUUGCGUUAUCAAACUCCAUAAUGCGGCGUUACAUUCGUGCACUCCUGUUGUGCAUGGUGUUUGCCGUGUUUUCGGGUGUGUAUGUUUACAGUAGGUUGCUUUACUCGGACGUGUCGGUCGGAGGAAACGGAGCGAAGAAGGUUUUCAGCCCACCGAGAGUCCCCGGAGGGAGACAAGGGGCCGCGGACAAAACCGGGCCCCAGAGCUCACAUUGGUACAAUAGGUAAAACUGUGUUUUUGUGCUUUUGCUGAAUCAUUGGGAUAGAAUUGGGUGAAAAACAUAGUAUCCUUUAGGGAGAGUGAGUUCAGAUGUAGAUAAGCAGCCUGUGUUUGGCCGUUGAGUCAGGCUGCGUCACAUUCCGAUGCAUCUCUAGUAACGUUACACUCAGUUUAACCUAACGUUCAUGUGAGUUACGCGAGACUUGGACAGGUGCGAGACUUCAAAUUGCAGCGAAAAAUUAAUAAUAUGCUACAACCAGCCGUACAUUUUAGCUUAAUUUUAAAGAAGAGGUUUGGUAGAAAGAGGCUUCUGUUAGCAUGUUCAAUACUUAUUACAUUGUAAAAAGGGGACUGUAGCCCAAAUGGAGUGGAAGUGGAAAUGUGUUAUACAGCUUUGUUUUUAUAUACAUUUUUCACCACAGUAUUCCUGAAUCAUGCACCAAAAAGUUUCUGUUUUCUGCUGAAAAGUGACCCAAACUCAGCUAUACAGGCAUGAAUACAUCCAAGUAGGGCUGGGCGAUAUGGGAGAAAGUUUAUCACGAUAUAUUUUUUUCAUAUCAGCGGAUAUCGAUAUAUAUCACGAUAUUAAAAAAAUGAAAUUUAGCAGUGCUUAUUGGUAGCAUGUCUUUUGCAAUACAAUAAGCUAAUGCAUCCGUGAGGACUUUGUGUCUCUUUUAAGUUAUGUCGUAAGCAGUGUUUUUUCCGCUAACGGCUUUUUUUCCCCGACAAAGAUGUGACAUUGACGAGCUAAACAUAAGUCUUAGAUGACUAAAAUGUGAUGAAAAGAAUGUGCGUUUACGUUGACAAGACUAGACGAAAACGUUAGUGGUGGACCACGAACAGAGUUGCAAAAUUCAUGAGCAUUUUGUCAGUCAAAUGCUAAACAUAUGUUUUGCAGUGUUGUUUCAUUGACAAUCACGCAAUAUUAUUAUCAACGUCAUCGUCAACGAAAAAACACUGGUUGUAAGGCGAUGCACUAGAGAAAGUGGACUGAAUGGUUGGCUUUUUCAGUGGUACAGGCGCCGUGGGCUCCUCGCUCUGCUCACCUGUGUUGUCGACAAUGUCCUCAUCUGUUGAGCCUUCAUCUGCAUUUCUGCCGGCGGAAGCUCUCAUUCCUUUUUUUCUCACCGAAAGUGCUAUGGUUGCAUGUAGCUGCAGCCUGCUACUAAGCAGUGUUUUGCCACUUAGUUCUAAUUUAGCACAUGAUUGGUGAAGCAGACCUGGAGCAACUCCCCUUUUCAUUGGCUAUUCGUAUAGUCUACCAAAACAUGGCAGAAUGCUGACUACCAAAAAGCAUAUUGACCACGUUGUAUAUUGAUAUUGAGGGAACUUAAUUCUCAAUAUAUAUCGCUAUUGUUUUAUCGCCCAGCCUAACAUCCAAGUUAGUGGUUGUCUGUCAGACUGCUUCUAAGUUGUGUAGAAACUACAGGCAGGUACGCAUAUGAAAGUAAACAGAUUGUUUCUUGGUGGUGAAGCUGAUGUCAAACCAUAGUUCAACCAGUUUUCAUCAAUAUUUAAGGAUUUUCUUUUAUAUGACCUCCAAAUGAGUAACAAUUUGCUUUUUGUAAUGUGCCAACAGAUAUUUUAAUACAUAGGAUUUGUUGUGUUAAAUCUACGAACAAGUCUCGGAGCAAAGAAUAGCUGACAUGUGAUUCACUUGGUAAGACUUUCUGUCUUCUCCCUCAGGUACAUCAUGCGUCAGCGGGGCCAGGUGGAGGCUGUUGGUGGCAAACCUGAUCCUCCCAUGCACCUGGCUGUAGUGGCCUGUGGGGAGAGGCUGGAGGAGACUCUCACCAUGAUCAAAUCGGCUGUGCUUUUCAGUAUUAAGAAGCUCUCCCUGCAUAUCUUCGCUGAGGAUCAGUUGCAUGCCAGUUUCAUGGAGGCAGUGAGUUUAAAAAACAUACACUGAAAAAAAAAGACUGAUUUUUAAUCUUUGUUCAAGACAUCUCUGAUAGCCAUCUAAUUUGGGCGUGUGUGUGUGUGUUCCAGCUGGAGUCGUGGCCUGAUUUUAUCCGCUCUAGGUUCAACUACACAGUCUAUUCUAUCAGCUUUCCCAGUGAGAAUGCAGCCGAGUGGAAGAAACUCUUCAAACCAUGUGCUUCUCAGAGGCUCUUUUUGCCAGUAAGUCUAGAAAUCACACUUUUGAUUGUAAGACAAAUGAGUGAAAAUACUAGACUUAAAAAUUUUUAAGAGUUCUUUAAAAUCACUCCAAAAAUGUGAAAAUGUGGAGCCCUAAAUAAUUUUUAAAAAUGCUUUAAUAAAAUGCAUACACCUUAUACUUUUGCUCCUCCUCUAUAGUUAGGAACAUGAUUUCAAAAUGAUUCAUCUCAACAUAAGAAAUAAAAGUGAUUUAUUUUAAGUUACUUCUCCUUGAAAAAGUCUUUUUCAGAAAUAACUGCCACCACACAUCAUUCAGAUCACUGGAGCUUCUAACAUCCUCUGACAUCUAUCCCUUUGUGUCUUUUUCAAACUCAUCCAGCUGAUCCUCAAGGAUGUUGACUCCAUUGUGUACGUGGAUUCUGACAUCCUCUUCCUGCAGCCUGUAGACCACCUUUGGGCUUUCCUGUCCCGGUUUAACUCCUCACAGCUUGCUGCGAUGGCCCCAGAGCACGAGGAGCCCCGUAUCGCCUGGUACAGCCGCUUCGCUCGCCACCCUUUCUAUGGCAGGACGGGCAUCAACUCGGGUGUCAUGCUCAUGAACAUGACAAGGAUGAGGGCCAUGUUUUUUAAGGUGAGAAAAAGAGGACACACUUUAACACAUCAUUACUUUUGUUGGCCACAAGAUGGCCUCGUCGUGCUGUAGUAGAAAAGCCACUGAAAGGACAGAGUUGAUGCUGUUUGAAUGAGCAACAACCUGACACACUGAAGGGUGUUUCUGCCUGUGUAUCUGACAGAAUGAUAUGACAGCAGUGGGGUUGCGUUGGGAGGAGCUGCUGAUGCCUCUACUCCAGAAGUAUAAACUCAACAUAACCUGGGGAGACCAGGACCUUCUUAAUAUCAUUUUUCAUCACAACCCUGGUAAGAUGGCACAAUGAAAACAAAGUGUUAGUUGUGUACUUUCGUGUAUGGGUUGCACUGAUUGAAAAAAAUAUCAGAGAUGUUGUGUUUCCAUUUAGUUUAUUCUGAUACUGAUGAAUUUUUAAUGAAUUGUAGUCAUGUGACUCAUUUUUGUUUAUAAAAACUUCAACUGUGACUAGAUUUAAUUGUCAGUCAGGCCUUUUUUACACUUUUGAAGAGAGCAAAGCCAUUUACCAACAAGCUAGUUUGAUAAAAAUUCAAACAAAUAACUAAUUACAGAUUACAAAUAAGUGUGAUCCAAUACUUGAUAGGAUCUAUGGCUACAUAUACAAUAUAACAAUAAUCGAGAUCACCAAACAAUAGAAUUGGGUUUUAAAUGGUUUAAAAGAGGACAAAUAGAUUGUCAGACACCCUCAGGCAGAGUCUCACAGCUGUGGAGACGAACAGCAAAUUCUUGAUCACCUCUUGUGACCAGUCGAGGAAGCAUAAGAAGGGCCCUGCUAGAGGACCUCAGGCUGUGGUCAGGCUCAUAGGAAGUCAGCAGCUCACAGAUACAAGCUUAAACCAGUUAAGAGUUGAAAAACAAGCCGAAAUCUCGUAAAAUAUAUUCUAAACCUCACAGGGAGCCAGUGAAGGGCAGGAAGGACUGGUGUUUUAUUGUUGCCUCAAGGCUAAGCGAUUGAGAUCUGGCGGCAGCAUUUUGAAUUAAUUGUAGUCUCUGUUGUGCUAACCAGUGCUUUAAUAAAGUGCAUCACAGUAGUCCAGUCUGGGAUAAAUAAAUGUCAAGAGAACAGAAAAGACCUGGUUUUGUUUUACUGUGAAAGCUGAGCAAAAGCAGGACGGCAUGACUUUGGUCACCUGGGUGUCAAAAGAAAGGUCGGAGUCAAAAAUGACAACAAGACACCCAGGCAGGAGGACGGAUUAUUAAUGUAGCUGGAAUUAAGGGUAGGGACAGUAAUGCCAAUAACUUUAGAUUUGGAGUCAUUCACCUGCAGAACAUUUUCAGACAUCCAAAUCUUGAUUUCAGUCAGACAGGACAUAAUGUGAGACACAUCAGCAUGUCAUCUGCAUAGCAGUGAAAGUCUACACCACGCCUAUGUAUCAUUCAGAAAAGACCCAAACUAAGGUAAAAACCCAGAAUACUUUUAAUCACUAACAUUCAUUUUUAAUGUUAAUUUUCAGAGUGUUUGCUGGAGUUUCCCUGUCAGUGGAAUUAUCGUCCGGAUCAUUGUAUCUACGGCAGUAACUGUGCUUCAGCUGAAGAAGAUGGCAUCUACAUUCUGCAUGGAAACAGAGGGGUUUACCACGACCACAAACAGCCUGCUUUCAGGGCUGUUUAUGAGGCCAUACGAAAGGUGAGCAUGCUUUUAUGUGUGAAUUAAAAUGUAAGACAGACCCCACAAGACACACUUGUCUGUAUUUAGGCUUUGAUUAAUAACAUUCAAAUAUGUAUUAAAGCAACAACAACAAUAGAAACAAUAAAAUAAAUAGCUAAAAGCUGCUCCAGAGUCUUUUCCAAUCUUGAUCUAGCAAAGUGGGAUGUUUUGACAGAUCAGAUCAAAAAUACUUAAAACCUAAAAAAUAAAACCUCUAAAACUACACACAAAAGAGAGUAAAAGCACUUUAAAUAGCGCAAUCUGACAUCCGACUCCAACAGCAGAUGACUCAACGACCAAGAUUUAUUAUUAUCAUCCAGCGCUCCCUUUUGUACAUAAAAUUAACUGCACCAGGAUUGAUAUUGUCAAGAUUUUAUUGUUAUAGUCGCCUCCAUCACAAAACUAAGAAACGAUGUAUGAAAGACUUGAAGAUGUCCUUGUUUUUCUGCCUGUGUUUGUUGAUCUUUUAUAGUAGUUGAAAAAAAAAACUAUACAGAACAAGUCAAAGAGUAGCAGUUCUUUUUAAAGUGGAUUAGGAACAAAAAAAUAUGCAUAAUACGGGGAUAUCAUGAUAAAAAGAGUAAAUGCAUCAUUGUAAUCCAGUCCAUCCUGGUUAGGGGAUUCUGGCAUCUUUUCUUGGAGGCUGUUUUACAAGUUUUCUUUCCAUCUGUCCAUACUUACUGCAGAAAGUUAGCAUAAUCUCUAAAAGGCCUUUUGGGAAAUAAAUUGUCUGCUACAAUGGUGACUCAAAACAAGUAAGUGCACCCAAUUAAGAGUCUCCCGGGUCCAUUAAAGUUAAAAAAGAGCCUUCCGAGCCUUCUGAAAGUGUCGUAGAUGUAAUUUAGUGCGCUGUCUGAUGAAAGGAGCCCUUUUUACAACCCCAGUGACACACCUGCUCCUCUCUACUUUGUCGUUUCUUUUAUCCUCCUGGAUUAGAUUUUGGAUUGGCGCUGACCCUAAACACCCUGAGUGUUUGUGUCUUCAGAUUGUCUCCAAUGGAAACACAAAUCAGCACCAUAUUGCAGAGGUUUGACUGAAAGUAAUUUCCCCCAUGAGGAUGUUUAUAGGUUGUUUACCAGGGUGGGAUGAUAUUGACGGCUCCAGUGGCAUUUACUUAAUGAAGCCAUCACUGUGUGGAGUCUCAUUGCUUUCUUAUUAACAAAGCAUUGAACACAGAUCAGGGGGAUUGCUUAUCCAUAGCUUAUCUAUGGCCUGCAGUUAAAAGUACCACUUUAUAGGACCGGAUCAAUGUCAGCAGCAUCUGCUUAACUUGUACCUGUGGUGCAUAUGUUGCUUCUAUUGAGCAUAAACCCUGCAUGAGGGCCCAGAGUAUGCACUAAAACACAGUUUUCCUCACAGCCUGUGUACGGUAUUGACACGUCCAUAGAUAUGUGAUUAAGUCUGGAGGAUGCAGGAGUGUGGAUUGAUCUUGUGUGUUUCGCCUCAGCGGGCAGACCAUUUCAUUUGUUUUUGCUUGUUCAUGUAUAGCAGAACCUUUAGGGUAUCUGGGCAGUGUUGGGGAGAAAAACAGAUAGUUGGUGAGGGAUCAGAAACUGACAGAGGGAAAAGGCUUAAAAAGGAAGCCGUGACUGUCACAAAUUGUCUAAUUAAGAAGUGGGUUCCACUCCUUAUAAUUCAGUAUGAAAGUUUGCCUGAAGAUCAGGCAAACACACUCAGCAGAAAGUAAGAAGUGCAGAGAAGAUUAAAAAGAGAAAAGCCUCAAACAGAGAUCAAGGAGAGAAAUGGGAGCUGUCUCCAGCUCAGGCAUCAGUGAAAAUUUGGCAAAAGUGUGAGCACCGCUGAGAAACCUGAGUUAUACUUGGCCUGAUGACUAAUGUGGAUCAGGUGUGUGAUUCAGGACCAGCUCUGGUGGUAGAGGUAGAGGUGGAAUGGCCACUGAGAGAACAUGUGUUGAUCUUUCUUGUCCUCUGUUUUUUCCCUCUGCAUCAAGCAUAGUGUUAAUUUUAAAUGGCACCUCUUUUACCUUUAUUAGGAGAAACAAAACAGCUCUAGAAGCUCCUUGUUCAGGUAUUUGAAGAAACAGCAGAAACAGUAGGCUUGUGUCAGUUAGAGUUCAUAUUUGUGAACUCUAACUGACACAAGUGUUGACUUUAAACACAAUAGACAACAUGUUAUAUUAAGCUGAUGGGGUCAGAUUACCGAUUAAUCGUCCAAUUUUUUAUUUUUAUCAACUUAUAAAAAAUAUAUAUAUAUAUAUAUAUAUACUCUAGAUAUCUACAGUAUUCUAUAUACUGUAAUGAUAUACUGUAGGCUACUGCUCUUCACGCCGACAGGAAGACCGACAGAUCAAACUCGGACCAGAAAAGCGUUUUCAGCUAGUGGAUGAAGAUUGUCAUGAGGUCGCUGCGCCAUCUACAGGAUAAGUCAGGGAACUUUUCAAAUGGUGGAACAUUUUCAAAGUGAGAUCGAAUCAUAUUCUCUGCAUUUUAUUUCUGAAAAUAUCGGCGAAAAUCGGCGAGUUUUGGCCUAUUACUGAUUAGUCUCAAACGGGCUACAACUGGCCGAUUUAAUUAGCUAGCCGAUAAAUCGGUCAGGCCCAAGAAUAUACGGUAAUGAACUUGUCAUUUAUAUUGGGCUACAGCAGUGGUUCUGAAGUCCAGUCCUCGAGGCCCACUGUCCUGCAUGUUUUGGAUGUUUCCCUGCUCCAACACACCUGAUUCAAAUGAUCAGCUCGUUAUUAAGCCAUUACAGAGCUUGAUAACGAGCUGAUGAUUUGAAUCAGGUGUGUUGGAGCAGGGAAACAUCCAAAACAUGAAGGACAGGGGGCCUCGAGGACUGGACUUGAGAACCACUGAGCUACAGCAUAUGAAUAAUUUCAUCAUGUAAUAUCUUCUUUUUAUCAUCUACAAAUCCCAAAUUUGGAAGAAAAAAAACACUACAUCUUCAGAUAGCUCCACAAUCUGUUAAUGUUUAUUUUUUAAAAUCAUAUAAAAUAAAUAAAAGUUGCCAAUUCUGACAUUUCAGUGAAGAGGAACUCAGAACUAUCACCAGCGUAUUCUGAAUGAAUUAUUUCCACUUUUGAAAUGAGUUAUUGUUUUGAUAAACUUGACACCACUUCAUUUAAAUCAGCGCCUGUGGCCCUGUAUUCUCACACAAAGGACCAUGAAGCGCACACAGCAGUGCUCCUCCCUGUCUGUCUGCCUCUCACAGACCACGGCGGUCUGUCCGUCAUAAAGCAUCUCCUCCCUCCCCGCGCUGCAAAAAGCAGAGCCCAAGAAGCAGCAGUUAAAUUUUACAACCGGUGGUACGUUUAGAGUUGGAGUCUGCACGCCAAGGGUGCCCCAUCAGCCGCACAAAAUCAAUACAGCAACUGUAAAUGCAACUUUAUGACCGGCGUGUGCGUGUGUGUGCGUGUUUGUGUGUAUGUGUGUAAGUAUGUGCUCGUAAAAACGCCAUUCUCUUUGUGACCCAAUAUCAGGGACCCAAGCGCAAGCAAAUGAGCUGGCAUAAAAAAUGGUAAUUCCCCUUUGAUUUCCUCGGAGCGUUGUAAAGGCUCCUUCAUUAUUGGGAAGACAUGAAAUUCCUUCUCUGAUCCUCUGUUAUCACUGGACGCUAAGCCUAUAGCAUAAAACUGAACCCAGUCCGCUUUAUGUUGUGCCCAGCUGACCUAUCAGAUUAGAUUUGGAGUCCCAACUGAGUCCAGCAUGUCUCUUGGAUUUAGUUUUUAAUUUAUCCUGGGGCAGAUAUCUUCCAAGCCCAAAUGCUGCCCACAGCAGCACUUAUCUUACUUAAGGAGGGAACCUGAUCAAUCACUGAGGAAUCGUAGGAGGGUGAGAGCCAUCCUCAGGGGAGUUUGGACGGUACUUUGGGAUCUCAAUUGCUCAUUUGAAGUUUCCUGAACCCACUCAACACAGCCUUUAGACAACCACCCCCGUGCUCCAGCACAGAAAGAGUAAAAGUUGUCUUCUGUGGAAACCUCCUCCAUACUUUACAAAUCUGCCUUUACAUUUAGAGUUACUUAUCCAAGCAGAAAAAAAGGCUAUCCUGUACGUCAGAGUGUGUUUUUCAUACUCAAUGUUCAAAUAUUUUGUCCUUCCAGUACACUUUUGGUGCGGACCCCAUGAAGUCCUUACUGGAACCAGUGGAAGAAGAACUCCAAAGGACAACACACACGUACUGUGGUAAAUCCUACCCGCUCUUCACAAAGAGACUGGCACACAGCCUGGCAAACGUCAACAGGAAGACCUCACGUGGACGGUGACGAAAAAGAAACUCCAUGACUGGAAAGAAGCCAAAAGGAGAGUUUGACUGAAGUGAAAAGCUGCAUAAAGCUCAAUAAGACAGCUGGAUCUUUUUAGUUGCUCUGGAUAAGAGCGUGAUGUAAAGGCCUGAAAUCUACAGGUCAUGCUGAAAAAGCCUCGUAGCAAAGUACUGAAGAAAGUUGUGAAAGCUGAUGAGUACACGUGGAUGUUUACCAUGUGUUUUACCAGGGAUUGUCAUAGCAUAACUAACAAACUUGUAGCCUCUUCCUUGUAAUUAUUUAAUCCAGUCAGAUCUAUAAAGUUUGGAAGAGCAGCUAUUGUCUUUCCAUAUUGGAGAAUAUAUAUUGAACCUUAUGAGAAACUCUUAUUAAAAGAGACAAAAGUAACAUCAAAACUGGACAAAGGCUUUUAGCAGAGCCUGUUUUACAGAAGUACGCACUGCACCACUUUCUCAAUUAUCAGAACACUCCAUUAUAAACACUAGAAAUCAUCCCAUUCAGCAUGGAUUAUAAUGAAUAUAGUGAAUUUUCUGACUGCUGGAAUAUUUUUCUAGGUUGUUACAUUUAUCAGCAUCGGUCUAUGAUAUAUUAUCUGUUACAUGAGUUGUCUAGAACUUAAUCAAAUCAAGCGAAACAGGGUGAUUUUAAUGUCUGUCUUCAGUUAAGUUGUCAAAAAUCCAGAUAUUUUCAUACUUUUUAACACGGUGUGUUUUAAGAAGAAACAAUAUCAGUUCUUUUUAUGUUUGAUUGUGUCAAAAAGCACUGAUGCCCAGUAGAAAAAACACAAUGACACUUGUAAACCCGUUAAGAGCAGCAGUGAUCAAUCAGCAUUGUGAUGAAGUUAGAGGAGAGAGCACCGAAUCAGUAAACAAAACUGUGAAACAGAACAUUUAGAUUUCUCCUACAAAACUGCAUGUGAGGUCAAAGUUGAAGUUGUGCGUCUUUCUGCAUGCUGUGUCUCUCUGCGCUGCCCUCCGUCACAGCCACUCCACCACCAAUGCUCUCUUUCACAGGUCAGCAAACACUCAAGUUUUGAUGGCGUCUCUUAGACACGUUAUAUUGCAUGUGUAUUGCAGACAGAGAGCAGAGGAGAGAUUGGCGAUGUCACCUGCUCCCUAAAUGUUUGGUAACAGUUCUGAUCUGUUGACAGGGAGCUUCACAGCACUGCACAAUGGAUGACUUCUGUAAGACGACUUACUCAAUUUUAAGAACAGAAGAAAAUUUGAUCUCAGCUGGUAUCCCAUCAAAAUGCAAAUUCGUAUGUGGCGACUGUUACCUGAAGUUUGACAGUAAACGUGAAUAAGCUACAAAUUCUGCUAAUGCCAAAGUUUCUAUUUUUCCUUAAAUAAUGAUGUUUUUUAAAUGUUGAAUGUAUUUUGAACGCUUAGGAGUGAGAUCAAAGUUUCAUUGUCUGUGUUUGUGUCAGUGUGGUUCUCAUGUAAGGAGAAGGUCCCAUGUUGAGUUGUUUAUGUGUGAUUAAAUUGCCAUGGGGUGUUUUUUCAUUAAAAUUUAAGUUGUUUUUGGUUCAA
Messenger RNA from Xyrichtys novacula (pearly razorfish), 10466 nucleotides. The record is from the annotation of a GenBank genome assembly. NCBI's taxonomy places the organism in Eukaryota, Metazoa, Chordata, Actinopteri, Labriformes, Labridae.